This is a messenger RNA of Phytomonas sp. EM1, 1413 nucleotides long. NCBI's taxonomy places the organism in Eukaryota, Euglenozoa, Kinetoplastea, Trypanosomatida, Trypanosomatidae. The record is from the annotation of a GenBank genome assembly.
AUGCCACGUACACAUCCGAAUGCGGGCCCAUCAAAACCAGUUACCCCGACCUCGCGGCUAAUGAACCCUUGGAUCGCCUUUUUCAUCACGAUCGCCGUACGUCUCGUCCUCGCGAUGAGCUACGACGUGCUGGAGAGAGGGGUGACGGAGCCUUGGGUGUUUCAUCCGCCGAGAGGGUUCCCCCUAGGAUCGAACUCCACCCUCGCGUACCACACCGCCGACGGAGAGCGGGUCGUCGCCCAGCCGCUACUUCGUUUCUCCCUCAUUCCGGCGCCGUUGGAUGCAGGGGUAUGGCGGGAGGUCGGGUUUCUGCGUGCGCACUUUUCCGAGCACGGGAUUCCCGACUACCUGCUCUCGAUUUCGCCGUGGUACGUGCGGUUUCUGCCUCCUUUUCUCGCAUGCCGUCCAUGGCCGGCGGCGUGGCUGGGGCUGUGCGACGGCCUCACGGCUUUUUUUCUCGCUGGAUGGCCCUCCUGCACCCCCACCCUGCUUUACGCCGGCUUUGUGUUUAACCCUUUCAUGGUGUUGCCCGCUCUCUAUGAAUCCAUCAUGCCGCUGGAGUGGUUUUUGUUGGCAAUUGUAGUGGAGGGGUGUCGACAACGGCGACAACGCCCAUGGGUGUUUCUCCUCGCCCUGAUCGCAUCCAUUGCGCUCGGGAGCAGUUUUUUGGCGGUUCCGGUGAUGCUGCUCUACCCGAUGGGAGUACGUUGCCGAGGCGUGGCGAUAGGCUCGGCGGCCGCCCUCAGCCUCGUGGUGGGCGCCUACGCACUGCUUUAUCGCGUCUACACCGAGGAUGUUUUUCAGCGCACCGCUGCUUACAUCCCUAUCGACCAUGGCACGUUGUGGUAUGUGAAGAUGUCUAUCUUUCCAGCCUUCGAAAGAUGCCUUGAAAUAGCCCUCGUGAUCAUCCCGGCCGUGAUUACUCUUCCUACCGCGGUGGCGAUUCCACCGUUUGCUGUCACGGAGGUCUCUUCCUCUAGGCACACCCCACUCGUCGCAGAUGUCAAGGUUUUUAUGGUUUGCUUUGCAAUAGCCAUCUCAGUGAUGUUUCGAAGCUUUCUGACGAUUCCCUUUUGGUGCCUUGUAGUGCUGUUUAUGUAUGCAAACCGGACCCCCGCAGCCGCGGCACUCCCAGAUAUUAGCGAGAGCGAUUCCGAGAAAAGGCCUGUUGGCGACUUUCAAAGCGUUAAACUGGAUAUGUUCUUUCCUAUUUUCACGUUUCUCAUUACAGUGCCUGCGGUGUGGGGGUUCUAUCUCGCCUACGGGUUCUGGGAGGUAUCGAAUAUGAAUUGGAUAUUCUUCUUCAACAUGUCAUUUCUAUUUAGCUGCGUGGGAUAUUUGAUAAUUUGGAUGAAUGCUGUUAUCGUUGAUAUUACCAAUCGAGAAAGUCGCGCGGAGCUCGAAGGAAUAUAA